CGCCGCCGCUGCUGCUGCUGCUCCUGCAGGUGGCGGGGCCGGCGGGCGCCCUGGCUGAGACCCUGCUGGACGCGCCGCGAGCCAUGGGCACCAGCUCCAGCCCGCCCAGCCCCGCUAGCGUGGUCGCUCCCGGCACGACGCCGCUCGAGGAGAGUCGAUUGCCAGUGUUCACCCUGGAUUACCCCCACGUGCAGAUCCCCUUCGAGAUCACCCUGUGGAUCCUGUUGGCCUCUCUGGCCAAGAUUGGCUUCCAUCUCUAUCACAAAUUGCCCACCAUCGUGCCUGAGAGCUGCCUUCUUAUAAUGGUUGGACUUCUGCUGGGCGGGAUUAUUUUCGGAGUUGAUGAAAAGUCCCCGCCUGCAAUGAAGACGGAUGUGUUCUUCUUAUAUCUCCUCCCGCCAAUCGUGCUGGAUGCAGGCUACUUCAUGCCCACUCGCCCGUUCUUUGAGAACUUCGGCACCAUUUUCUGGUAUGCUGUGGUAGGGACACUGUGGAAUUCCAUUGGCAUUGGGGUGUCUUUGUUUGGGAUCUGCCAGAUUGAAGCCUUUGGCCUGAGCGACAUCACUUUGCUCCAGAAUCUGCUCUUCGGCAGCCUAAUCUCCGCUGUGGAUCCCGUGGCUGUGCUGGCCGUCUUCGAGAACAUUCACGUCAACGAGCAGCUAUACAUACUGGUCUUUGGAGAGUCCUUGCUGAAUGAUGCAGUGACAGUGGUCCUGUACAACUUGUUCAAGUCUUUUUGCCAGAUGAAAACCAUCGAGACCAUUGACGUAUUUGCUGGAAUUGCCAACUUCUUUGUUGUGGGAAUUGGUGGGGUGUUGAUUGGCAUCUUCCUGGGAUUUAUAGCGGCGUUUACUACUCGUUUCACACAUAACAUCCGAGUGAUCGAGCCACUGUUUGUCUUCCUGUACAGUUAUUUGUCCUAUAUAACAGCCGAAAUGUUUCACCUCUCAGGUAUCAUGGCAAUCACUGCGUGUGCAAUGACUAUGAAUAAGUAUGUGGAAGAAAAUGUAUCUCAAAAAUCCUACACGACCAUCAAGUAUUUCAUGAAGAUGCUGAGCAGUGUCAGCGAGACCCUGAUCUUCAUCUUCAUGGGCGUGUCCACCGUUGGGAAGAACCACGAGUGGAACUGGGCCUUCGUCUGCUUCACAUUGGCCUUCUGUCUGAUCUGGCGAGCACUGGGUGUCUUUGUCCUGACUCAGGUCAUUAACUGGUUCCGGACGAUUCCCUUGACCUUCAAGGAUCAGUUCAUCAUUGCCUAUGGAGGGCUCCGGGGUGCCAUCUGCUUUGCGCUGGUGUUUCUCCUUCCUGCUGCUGUGUUUCCUCGUAAAAAGCUGUUCAUUACCGCUGCAAUUGUAGUCAUCUUCUUUACUGUCUUCAUCCUGGGGAUAACUAUCCGACCACUGGUGGAGUUUCUUGACGUUAAGAGGUCCAGCAGGAAACAGCAAGUUGUCAGUGAAGAAAUCCAUUGUCGGUUUUUUGAUCAUGUGAAGACUGGGAUUGAAGAUGUUUGUGGACAUUGGGGUCACAACUUUUGGAGAGACAAGUUUAAGAAGUUUGAUGACAAAUACCUGCGGAAGCUUUUGAUUCGGGAAAACCAACCCAAGUCAAGCAUUGUGUCCUUAUAUAAAAAGCUUGAAAUAAAACAUGCCAUUGAGAUGGCAGAGACUGGGAUGAUAAGUACUGUUCCUUCUUUCGCAUCUCUAAAUGACUGUCGUGAAGAAACAAUAAGGAAGCUCACACCUGGUGAAAUGGAUGAAAUUCGAGAAAUAUUAUCAAGAAAUCUUUAUCAAAUCCGUCAACGAACUCUGUCAUACAACAGACACAAUCUGACGGCAGACACGAGUGAGAGACAAGCCAAGGAGAUUCUGAUCCGCCGAAGGCACAGUUUGCGAGAGAGCAUCAGGAAAGACAGCAGCUUGAAACGGGAGCACAGGGCUUCCACUUCGACCUCCCGAUAUUUAUCCUUACCAAAAAAUACAAAGCUUCCAGAAAAACUACAAAAGAAAAAGAAUAUUUCUAAUGCAGGUGGCGACAGCAGCGACUCCGACACAGACGCGGGGACCACCGUCCUCAAUCUGCAGCCCCGAGCGAGGCGCUUCUUGCCAGAACAGUUCUCCAAGAAAGCCCCGCCGUCCUACAAAAUGGAGUGGAAGAACGAGGUGGACGAGGACGCCGGCCGGGGGCAGCCCUGCGCGCCCCUGGCGCCCCGCCGCCAAGACGGGGGCACCCAGACCCCCGCCGUGCUGCGCCAGCCGCUGCUCUCCAAGGGCGAGGGUGGCCCGGGGGCGCAGGACACAGCGACUGCGGGCGUCCGUCCCAAGCCGCCACCCAGGCUGGUCCGCAGGGCGUCGGAACCGGGAAACCGGAAAGCCCGGUUCGGGGGCGACAAGCCUUGAUGGAAACGGCCCAAGCAGACGCGCACGGGGACCGACCCCGCGCGGC
Molecule: messenger RNA, 2442 nt
Organism: Ceratotherium simum simum (southern white rhinoceros)
Lineage: Eukaryota; Metazoa; Chordata; Mammalia; Perissodactyla; Rhinocerotidae
Gene: SLC9A2
Product: solute carrier family 9 member A2
Biological process (GO): sodium ion import across plasma membrane; proton transmembrane transport; potassium ion transmembrane transport
Cellular component (GO): plasma membrane
Molecular function (GO): potassium:proton antiporter activity; sodium:proton antiporter activity
Source: RefSeq, a predicted model, not a curated record